CCCCAAGAUUGCAUGUCGUGUUGUCGCGAUGUCAAGCCCCGCCUUUCCCAAAUAAUUUGUAUUAUGUCGGAGUCCUGGGGAUCCCGCCUGGAGAGGAACACAUGUGCUGUAGUACCCACACUCAGUUUGCUAAUUCUUGGUUUAUGUGGCUCUCAAAUGUUUUUGAUGGGGAUAUGAUCAUCCAGAUACAUCAGGAAGACUAGGACCUGCACAUAUGCCAAGAAGAAUGUACUUCUGAACUGUAUUUUUUUUCAUUUAGCAGGUGCAUUAAUUCUAAGGAAUCCCUGAUUGAGGAAGCUACAGAAAUACAAGAUCAAGGAUCGAUUCAGGUUUGGUGGCACUUUUCCCCCCACCAGUGAUGACAACGGAGAAGAACAAGGAUUUCUAGGGAAAAUACAAGUGGAUCACUUAUUGGGCAUGUUAAGGAUUCCUGAGUCCCCAAACAUGAAGGUGUUGUGUACCUGAUCAUAAGGCAUGAAAAGAAUUAUAAAGAAAAGAUUUUUGGCAUCUUCCUUCUGCUUUAUGGCUUUCUUUUUUCUCCUGAUCACUUUCCAGGUGGUUGUGGAACUGGGCAAGUCUGAACAGUUGACCUCAAAAAACUCAGUUUCACAAAACAAUGCUUUCAGAGAAGAUGAGUUCCAGAAAUACCCUCCCCUGUUUUUCAAAAAGCCAAAACCUGACUACAGUGCAGGAAAAAAAUUGCACAGAGGCACAUAUCCCGUUUUGCUCUGGUGGUCUCCGCUCACGGGAGAAUCUGGACGGCAGGCUCAGUGUGGCGAGGAUGUUUGCUUCUUUACCAUCAACAGGACUUACCAACACAAUCCUAUCACUAAAGCCUUUCUUUUUUACGGUACUGAUUUCAGCAUACACAGCUUACCUCUGCCCCGUGCAGACUACCAUGACUGGGCUCUUUUUCACGAGGAGUCCCCCAAGAACAACUACAAGCUUUUCCAUCCUCCUGCCAUCACUUUGUUCAACCACACAGCCACUUUCAGCCGCCACUCACACCUACCGCUUACCACCCAGUAUCUUGAAAGUAUUGAGGCCUUGAGGUCCCUGAAGUACACAGUUUCUUUGCAAAAAAAGAACAGCUUGCGGAAGAGCCUUGCGCCUCUGGUCUAUGUACAAUCUGAUUGUGACCCUCCCUCUGAUAGAGACAACUACGUAAAGGAGCUGAUGGCUCACAUUGACAUUGAUUCCUACGGGGCUUGUUUGCAUAAUAGAGACCUUCCAGAUCAUCUCCGAAAUCCAUCCGCCAUGGACAGCGAUAGUUUUUACAAAAUACUCGCUCAGUAUAAAUUCGUCCUGGCUUUUGAGAAUUCCGUCUGUGAAGAUUAUAUCACUGAAAAACUCUGGAGGCCGCUGAAGCUGGGAGUCGUGCCUGUUUAUUAUGGCUCUCCCACUAUACAAGACUGGCUUCCAAGCAACAAGAGUGCCGUUCUCGUCACAGAUUUUCCACACCCAAAGGACUUGGCUCAGCAUAUCAAAGCUUUGGAUGCGGAUGACAAGAAAUAUAUGGCCUACCUUGAAUGGAAGUUGAAAGGUGACAUUUCCAACAGGCAACUGCUUGCUGUUAUCAAAGAACGCACAUGGGGAGUGCAGGAUAUCAUGAAAGACAACUACAUAGAUGCCUUUGAGUGCAUGGUGUGCACCAGGGUAUGGGAAAAUAUCAGGAGACAAGCAAAGGGAAUGCCACCAAGAAGAUGGAAGGCAAAAGCAAACCAUCUGAGCUGCCCCAGUCCUCAAGCAUUUGCCUUUUCUCCUCUCUCUGUGCAGAGAACUGUUCUCCAGGACGUGUGGAGAUCAAGCUUUGAACAAUCUAAGAGAGAAGCUCAUGCACUGCAGCAGCUGGUACAAAGGAAUAUCAAUUUCACAUACCAGGCAUUUUGGUCUAUGGUUUGGAGCCGUUUACCUUGAGUUUGUAUCUAUUUUUUGCCCAUGUAUUAUUGAGGCUGAAAUUUAAGUAGUCAUUGACAGGUAGGACAUUGUAGCAGACAAUUUUGUGCACUGUGCUUAGAUGUGAAUUGUAAAAGUGCUGGCACCAUUAUAGAGAGAAGGGAUCCCUUGGGUGCAAAUGCUUUGGCAGUAUUAAAAGGCGAUAAGCUUCCAUACCCAAAAA
This is a messenger RNA of Thamnophis sirtalis, 2119 nucleotides long. Lineage: Eukaryota; Metazoa; Chordata; Lepidosauria; Squamata; Natricidae. The record is from RefSeq and is a predicted model, not a curated record.